AUGUCAGAUAGAUCAGUUAAUAAAACUGAUUCAUCAACAAAUUUGGGCAGUAGUCUCACCAAAACCGUGUCUCCCCCACUCCCACAACCACCAACAUCUCUUGCUCAAACUGAUUCAGCAAAAUUAUUAGACAGUGAUCCCAAAAUCCAAAAAAUAUUAAACAGUGAUUAUACCAUUGAUGUUUUAUUAAAUCGGUUAAAAGAAAGUUUGAAUAGUGGAGAAGAAUUUAGUAAAUUCAUAAAGAAGAAAGCUCAAAUUGAAGAUGAUCAUUAUAAUCAAUUGAAGAAAUUUGCUGGUCAUAUCCGGACAAAUAUGAAAAAUAAUUCCCGAAAUUUGAAAAAUGAUUCAUUACAAUUUCAAAUGGAUAAAAUAAUUCAAUUUGAUGAGUCAUUAUAUGGAGUUGGUAAUUCUUAUGUUGUUGCCUUGAAUACAAUGUAUGAUGAAUUGACAUCAUUGAUUGGAACAAUUAGUCGGACAAGAAAAUUGAUUAAAGAUGAACAUAAACGUAAAGAAAAAGAUUGUAUUGAUGCAAUAAUAACUGCAGAAAAGGCCAAAACCAAAUAUAAUCAUUUAUGUGAAGAUUUGGAUCGAUUGAAAACUUCUGAUCCCAACAAAAAAUCAUUUAGUUUGAAGAAUAAAUCAGUAGAACAACAAGAAGAUGAAUUGAGUAGAAAAGUUGAUAUUGCUGAUCAAGAAUAUAAACUGAAAGUUACUACAUGUAAAAAAUUAAAAGAUGAAAUUAUGGUGAUUCAUCGUCCUAAUAAUACGAAAAAAUUGAAGAAUUUAAUUUUGGAAAUGGAUAUUGCGUUAAAUUUACAAUUACAAAAAUAUGCUACUUGGAAUGAAAAUUUGAUUAUGAAUUCUGGGGUUUUAAUAUGCCCUUUGCAAUCUAGUAAGGCAUCAAUGAAAUCAAUGGCUAGUGAUAUUGAUAAUGAAAAAGAUUUGUAUCAAUAUUUGUUAAGAAAUGGUACUACUGGUGAUAACAAGUCAUUAGUGCCGGUAGAAUACCAUGUUCAUCAUUCAUUAAUUAAAACCAAAGAUAUUGGUAAACCAUUUUUAAACACAACCAAUACUCCCGCUAAUUUGAAAAGUGCUGCGGCAACAAACAGAUGGAACAAUACCACCAACAGCAACAAUACGUCCACAGCUUUAAAUUCAAAUUCAAAUUCAAAUUCAAACUCAAACAUUGAUGGACAUUCAAAAAAUUCAUCAAGUAUUUCUCAUGGCACAGGUGGUUCAUCCAUGUUAGGUGUCGGAGCAUCAACAUCUGGAUCUUCUACUGUGGGUCCCACAAAAAGCAAUGAUACCUUUAAUGGUCAUUCAAGUUCUGCUACCCAUGUAUCAUCAUCACCAUCAGUUCCCGAGAGCUCGGCACCAGCUCUGUAUCUGUCAUUAGAUCCAGCUGUUAGUCAAACUUCAUCUCAUAUAAAGGGACCUAAACCAUUAUCGACAUUUCAACAUCCAACUUUUGGAAUUUCUAUUGAAGAUGUUAUACAAUUUGCUGGUGUUGAUAAUGUCCCAUUGGUAGUACGCAAAUGUAUUGAAAUUAUUGAAACUUAUGGGUUGAAUCUUGUGGGGAUUUAUCGAAUUAGUAGUAAUCAAAAUCAAGUCAAUAAACUAAAAGAAAGUAUAGAUUCAAAUUUUACAAAUUAUUUAACUAUUGGCAAAGAUAUUGAUCCAUCUAAUGUUUAUGAAAGUGAAGUAUUUUGUGUUGCCAGUUUAUUGAAAUUAUAUUUCACUAGUUUACCAGAACCAUUAUUUACUAGUGCUGCCAGUAAAUCAUUUAUUGAAACGGUUAAAUCCACUGAUGGACAUUUUAUUGCCAAAAAAUUACAUCAAUUAGUAUUUGGAUUACCUGAUGGAGCAUAUUUCACAUUAAGAGCAUUAAUGUUUCAUCUUAAUAAAGUAGCAGAACAUGAAGCAGAAAAUAGAAUGAAUGCUAAAUCUUUGGCAAUUAUUUGGGGACCAGUAUUAUUUAAUGAUAGUUCAACCAGUGCUCAAGAUUUAAGUUAUAAAACCAAAGUUGUAGAAGAAUUAAUGAUCAUUGCCACAGAUAUUUUUGAACUUGAUGAAUAA
Molecule: messenger RNA, 2076 nt
Organism: Candida dubliniensis CD36
Lineage: Eukaryota; Fungi; Ascomycota; Pichiomycetes; Serinales; Debaryomycetaceae
Gene: RGD1
Product: Rgd1p
Exons: 1
Coding region: 1-2076 (691 amino acids)
Biological process (GO): signal transduction; regulation of GTPase activity
Cellular component (GO): cytoplasm
Source: RefSeq, a predicted model, not a curated record